Molecule: messenger RNA, 2319 nt
Organism: Nelumbo nucifera (sacred lotus)
Lineage: Eukaryota; Viridiplantae; Streptophyta; Magnoliopsida; Proteales; Nelumbonaceae
Product: apoptosis inhibitor 5-like protein API5
Biological process (GO): regulation of programmed cell death
Cellular component (GO): nucleus
Molecular function (GO): mRNA binding
Source: RefSeq, a predicted model, not a curated record
GUCGAAGAAUCUAUGGUGAGACGGAGAGAAGGCAAGGGAAAACUCCGCGGCUUCGAAAGCUUUUUCGGCCCUCUUGUGCCUCUCUCUCUCUCUCUCUCUACUCAGAACACAUUUUUUCCCUCUCCUCCGCUUCGUACUGUUUUGUAAAAUUAUACGGAAGCCACCAAAAUGGAACCAUUCUUCCCCUUUUAAUCUCAGUUCCUCACUCUCUCUAGAUCUCCAUAAAUCUUUCUCUUUUAAUUCUUAAUUAAUUUCUCUUGGGUCCAACCAUCUUAACCUGCAAUGGCCGAUGGGUCCGAAGAGGCCAACGAUAUCGAGAAGCUCUACGAGUACGGCGAACGACUGAACGAGGCCAAGGAUAAGUCCCAGAAUGUAAAGGAUUAUGAAGGCAUAGUCAGAGCGGCCAAGGGCAGCAUUAAGGCGAAGCAGUUAGCAGCACAGCUUAUUCCCAGAUUCUUCAAGUUCUUCCCAAGUCUAUCCAGUCAAGCUGUUGAAGCCCAUUUCGAUUUGUGUGAGGAGGAGGAGCUUGGUAUUCGAGUACAAGCAAUUCGUGGUCUCCCUCUUUUUUGCAAGGAUACACCAGAAUAUGUUUCUAAGAUUGUGGACAUUCUUGGCCAACUUCUUACUGCUGAGGAAAAUGUGGAGCGUGAUGCAGUACAGAAAGCCCUUCUAUCAUUGUUAAGGCAGGAUGUAAAAGCUUCUUUGUCAGCCUUGUUUAAACAUAUUGAGAGCACUGAUGAACCAAGUGCGGAUGAAAGUAUUCGCGAGAAGGUUCUGAACUUUAUCAGGGAUAAGGUGUUCCCUAUCAAAGCUGAGCUCUUGAAGCCUCAGGACCAGAUGGAAAGACAUAUAACUGAUUUGGUAAAAAAGAGUUUGCAAGAUGUAACGGGGGCAGAAUUUAAAAUGUUCAUGGACUUCUUGAAGAGUUUGAGUCUAUUUGGAGACAAUUCUCUUCCUGAGCAUGUGCAAGAACUAAUUGAAAUUAUUGAGGGGCAGGCUGAUUUAGAUGCGCAAUUCAAUGCAAACUUGGAGGUGGGGAGGGUGAAGGUUUCAGAUGUUGAUCACAUUGAUAGAUUGAUUUCAUGUCUAUACAUGGCUCUUCCAUUUUUUAUGAGGGGUGCAUCGAACAGCAAGUUCCUUAACUAUUUGAACAAGCAUAUUAUACCCGUUUUUGACAAGCUUCCUGAAGAACGGAAACUGGACUUACUCAAGAACCUUGCAGAAAGCUCACCUUAUACAACACCACAUGAUUCACGUCAGCUUCUUCCAUCUAUUGUUCAGCUUCUUAAGAAAUACAUGCCUAUAAGAAAGGCUGGAGAAGAAAUGAAUUUUACUUACGUGGAGUGUUUGUUGUACACCUUUCACCAUUUGGCUUCAAAGACUCCUAAUACAACAAAUAGUUUGUGUGGUUAUAAGAUAGUGACUGGUCAACCAUCAGACAGACUUGGAGAAGACUUUUCUGAGAGUUAUAAAGAUUUCACUGAGAGAUUGAGUAAUGUAGAGGAUCUAGCCAGGGCCACCAUGAAGAAACUAACCCAGGGAAUGGCAGAGCACAACAAGGCAAUGGCAGCUGCUAAAACCGAUGAAGCAAAAGCUAGCAUUAAAGUAAAAAAACAGAAUACUACAACAGGAUUGCGAACCUGCAAUAAUAUUCUCGCAAUGACCCAGCCAUUGCAUUCAAAAUCACCUUCAUUUAUUGGUGAUAAGAAAAUCAAUCUCUCAUGGAAAGAAGUGGCAAAACCUUCAACACCAUCAACGACUGCUCCAGUGGGGGGUAAGCGAACUGCUACAGAUACUAAUGGUUCAGGUGCUCCAAUAAAAAAAGGACGGGGUGUGGGUGGUGUGCAGAACCAACUUGUUAACAGGGCUUUGGAAGGUUUAUCUCGUGGGGGCAGAAGUGGUGGAAGAGGUAGGGGUUGGGGUGGACGUGGCCGAGGAAGGGGCUAUCGCUAAAAGUUUGGUUUGCUUGGUUCAAGGUGAUAGCCAUAAAGAGAUGUUCAUCGAGUGUACCAUUGUCUAUUCCCUUGGUAUUCAGCUUCUCAUGAAUUCUGAUCCCUAGGGAAGGACGCUAACUAAGGUUUUCUGAGGAUUGUCUAACCGAGAGAAUCGGAAGGGAUUGGGCUUGGCAUUCUCAGUCCUGCUGGCUGCGACCUGUAGAAGGAUAGAAUUUUAGUUUUUUAGUCUUUUAACCCUGUUUUAGACUAAUUGUUCUCUAACUCACUGUUCUAGUGCAUGCAAAAUCUUACCUGACUAGAUGAGAACACCUUUCUUCUAUUCUACCAAUUGAAAUGCAAGGCUUUGAAAUUUUCUCAAUUGAAA